AUGUCCGCUUCGGGCAGCCGCGCUGGCAGCGGACGAAAAGACGCGUUCCACGAGGCGGUUGAGGAGAUGCUGGGGGAGAAGCGGGCAGGAGAAAAAGAUUCCGACGGGAGGCGUGGGGGGGCGGGUGGCGGGGGAAGCAACCCUAGCAGCGGAGAGUUCGAGAUCGGGGGAAGCAGGGGCGCGGCCGGAGGUGGAGUUUCCAGGUUGGGAGCCGGGGGAGGGGGAGCGGGUGGAGACCCCUUCCGCGGACUCGGCGGAAACAGGGUGCCGAUCGGGGGAAGCGUGGGGCGGCGGAGCGGAAUGGGGCUUCUGCGGAGCGGAUCCCUGCAGCCCCGCAACUCGCGCAAGAUCGCGCGCGACUCGUUCUUUGGCGCGCUAGAAGAGGUGGACGAGGAGAAAGGGGCGGGGAAGGGCGCAGGCGAGAGCGGGAGGGUUCCGCACUCGCUUUCCGCCGGUGGUCAACCGCCCAUGAGCCCUCUUAAAAGCUCCCUCGGCCAGGAAGGAAAACAGAGCUUCGACCUGUCUCAGUCCCACAGACGCGGCCAUUCCGUUUCGCUCCACGACUCCUCCAGCAGCGGCGGGGGCGGCGGAGUGCUAGAAAAGGGCGGCGGCGCGUUGGCGGGGCUCCCAGUUGUUCCUCUAACGGGGGGAGCGGCUGUAGCGGGCGUUCCUGGGGUGGGCGGCGUGGUACUUUCUGGAAAAUCAAGGCCGCUUUCCAGCCUUCGCAGAGCAUCGUCUCUCGUGCCUGUAGGGGCAAAGGAUAGGCCGGGGAGCUCGGGGGGGCUGAGAGGCGGGGGAGGCGGAGGCUUGGGGGGAGGCUUGGGGGGAGGCGGGGGGGGAAGAGGGCGCAGAGGGAGAGAGAGGGGUAUGGGGCACGGGAUGGGCACAGGGACGGAAGCAAGGAGAGGCUCAGGGAGGAGCAUAGGGAUGGGCAUAGGGAGGGGCAAAAUGAUGGGCAUAGGGAUGGGCACAGGGAGGGGCGCAGGGAGGGGCAUAGGGAAGGGCAUAGACCCACUCGUCCUCAUAGCAGCUGUAACUGCUCUGCUGAAUCUCUCUCUAGUUGCUGGGGCGCCUGCUAUUAUAGCGACAGUUGGGGGGAUUGCGGCUAUCACGGAUGUUCUUCGCUCGGGCAGCCCGGCUGCCCGGGAAAACGCGGCGGCUGCCCUUUUCGCGCUAUCGGUGGAUGAGGCGAAUCAGACGCUGGUUCGGAAAGCGGGAGCGAUCCUGCCAUUGGUCGGCGUGUUGCGCAUGGGCAGCACGCGCGGAAAGAAAGACGCGGCGUUGGUUCUUUUCAACCUAUCUAGAGACCCGCAGAGCCGGCUGGAAAUCGUCCGAGCAGAUGCGGUGAAAGUUUUGCUUGGGCUGCUGGGGUGCUCGGAAGUUGGGCUGGAAGAAAAAGCCAUGGCUGUGCUGGCGAACCUGUGCAGGCUUCAGGAGGGGUGUGAAGCGGUGCUGAGGAUAAACGGUGCGGUUCCGGCGUUGGUUGCAGUGGUGGAAGGCGGUUCACAGAGAGCGAAGGAAGAUGCGGUGAUGACUCUGCUUAUGCUGGCGAAUAGCGAGCCGGAUUGCUGCAGGGGCAUGCAGGGGGAGGGAAUGAUGGAGGUGUUGCACGAGUUGACUCGGAAUGGGUCUUCCAGAUGUAAGAGCAAGGCCAAGGCUUUAGUUGAGCUUCUUCAGAUGCAGGGGGAGGAGGAUUCUGAGUAA
Closterium sp. NIES-65 is the source of this 1704-nucleotide messenger RNA. NCBI's taxonomy places the organism in Eukaryota, Viridiplantae, Streptophyta, Zygnematophyceae, Desmidiales, Closteriaceae. The record is from the annotation of a GenBank genome assembly.